AUGGUUUUGUUCCGCGUCCGCUUGAACUGUAUUGAUCACUAUCAAGCCUUACCGAGUCGUCAUGACCCCCAGCUGCGCAACGACCUCCAGGCACCCCUCGUGAAUGCGACUAGAGUCCCCGUCAUUCGGAUCUUUGGCUCGACGGAAUUCGGUCAGAAGGUGUGCGCCCAUGUGCAUGGCGUGUUUCCUUAUCUAUACGUGGAGUAUGACGGAGACUUGAACCAAGACGCAGUUGGGGCUUUUAUAUACCGCCUGCACCUCUCUAUCGACCAUGCGCUGGCCAUAAGCUACCGGCGUGAUCAGGAUGGAGACAAGGCCAAGUUCGUUGCGCGGAUCACCCUGGUGAAAGGGGUCCCCUUCUACGGCUACGCUGUUGGCUAUAAGCCUUUCCUCAAGAUCUACAUGUUUAAUCCUAUGGUUAUGACGCGACUGGCGGACUUGCUUCAGCAGGGAGUUAUACUGAAGCGGAAGUUUCAGCCGUACGAGGCUCAUCUCCAAUAUCUCCUCCAGUUCAUGGUUGACUACAACUUGUAUGGGUGCGAUUAUGUCGAAUCGUCGCAGACGUUUUUCAGAUGCCCGGUCCCUCCACGACAUGAAGGUAACGCUGCGUCUUCUCAGCUUUGGGAUGAGGGCACUGUUCCGGUGGACUAUAUUACGGAUGACCUCGCGCUGCCUCGGGAAAGUUAUUGCUCGAUCGAAGUCGACAUCUCCGCCCAAAAUAUCAUCAAUAGGGAGAAGAUCAAGGAACGACUGCUCCACCAGGAUUUUUCUGAGUUCAUCAGGCCUCCGUCAGACGAUACAAGGUUGGUUUCAAGUCUGGCUGGACUAUGGAAGGCCGAAGCUCGAAGGCGUCAGCGUCAACUGCCACCCGGCCAAACACCCGCUCAGCCUCUUGUUUCCUCUUUUCCAAGAGAGGCUCUUGUGUCAAUGUCGGCGGACUCUCGGUCAUCCGAGCCACAGGCAUGGAUGCACGAGGAAGACUAUCGGCGGAAGGUGGAGAAUCUGAUCUCUGAAGAACAGGAGCAGUUCCACGAGUCUGGGUUGAGCCUAGGUACCUUUCUGGAACCCCUGCCUCAUGAGAGCUCGAUCAAAACCAGCCUACAAUCUGUCGAAGACCUCCACCCGUCGAACCUAUCGGCUGCGCUUGGGCUUUCUUUGACUUCGGCACGGCCAAACGAGGAUCCGAGCAGCAACAUCGAGGUUGAUGAACAGAAGCUGCAGAUGUCUCAAGCAGACGAAGAUGCCUGGCUUACAACAAAUGCAGUUGGUUUGGAUUUCGAGGAGGAGUCCAGGAAGGAGCAUAGUGUGCCAUCACUGGAGAAUAUUGACGCCGUAACACCCAAAUCUACAAUGGCUCAGUCCACCAAGGAUCCCGAAUCUGGAAGAUCCAACGCCCGUUUUCUUGGAAUUGGCGAAAGCGGUCUUUUGACUGGCCAAAUCCCUAGACUACCAUUCUCGUCCAUUUUAGUUGAAGCUGCUCAGCGCAAUCGACUCACUUAUACACAUGGCCAAAAGAAUGUAACUGGUCUGGAGAUCAGGUCAGUAAGUAAACGAACAGCAUCAUUGCCAGAUGACAGCAUUGCAAAGAGGGCCAAGCACUUUGUAACGCACCAGGGAAAAUCUUUGCCUUCCUCAACGGCCGUGGAUGAACCACGCUCUUGUCUCAAACCGCAAUCUGAUUCGCUUCAGCAUAUCGAACUUUUCAAGGCCUCACAAGUCGGUGCAACAAAGCCAAAGACUCAGGGUUCCAGUCGCUUCAUGACAUAUGCCCUUCCUCCUCCUUCUGUAGCCGAUGUCACUUGUCAAAGCGAGCGCGGCUGUCCGGAAGUCUUAUACCAGGACGCUUUCUACAGCAAUGAAGCCGAUGUUCCAUUGCGACGACGCGAGUAUGCCGGCAGGGAGUUUCACUUGAUUAGCAAUACUUUGCCCUUUCUACCUAGUUUCGAUCCAACGGGCAAUUCUGCCCCGGCUUGGAUGAGCCACGAUAGCGAUACAAGCCUCUCCCGCGAGGCCGACAUGUGGCAAAAUGAACAGCGAUUGAAGGAACACUGCUCAUGGAGAGGCUGGGAGAUUGUCGGAUUCCCUCCUUCCUACGAUGAGGUUGCUAGGUGGAUGGUUCAGAAUGCGACUGACAUGAAAAGGGCCAAACCAAGGCUAAUUCGUUCAUGGCUAUCUCAGAUAGACGGCCCAACGCCAAGGACCAAACACAACUUUAAGUACAGCCAGAGACAGCCCUCCUCGGCUAUCCCACAUGAGGCUCAAUACAUGAGCACAAUGAGUCUCGAAAUCCACGUCAAUACAAGGGGGAAUUUUGUUCCCAAUCCAGAGGAAGACGAGAUACAAUGCAUCUUCUGGCACUGGAAAGACGACGGAGCAACGAGCAGCGCGACUCCUGAAAUGUCGGGAUCCUCCGGUUCUGGAGUCUUGGUCCAGUCGGUCGACAGUAUUCUAGCUGAGCAAAUCAGAAGUGUGGUGCCUGACGAAGUUGCUGAAGAGUCGUCAGAGCUGGAUUUGCUCAAUAGGAUGGUUGAGAUUGUCAGAUUCUAUGAUCCGGACAUACUGACUGGCUAUGAAGUGCAUGGAAGCUCAUGGGGCUAUCUCAUUGAACGAGCGAGGCUGAAGUAUGACUAUGACCUUUGCAGUGAAUUCUCCAGGAUGAAGACGCAAUCCAACGGGCGUUUUGGCAAGGAAAACGACCAAUGGGGCUUCAACACGACCUCGAGUAUUCGCGUAACAGGAAGGCAUAUGAUCAACAUCUGGAGGGCAAUGCGUGGCGAAGUCAACCUCCUCCAAUAUACGAUGGAAAAUGUGGUUUGGCAUCUUUUGCACCGUCGCAUACCUCAUUAUCCAUGGAGGUGUCUCACAUCUUGGCACCGCAGCGGCAAGCCGCAGGACGUGGUAAGGCUUCUGAGAUACUACCGCACACGGACCAGACUGGACCUGGAGAUUCUGGAGUCCAACGAGCUCAUAUCGAGGACGAGCGAGCAGGCAAGGCUUCUAGGCGUCGACUUCUUCUCCGUCUUCUCUCGCGGCUCGCAGUUCAAAGUCGAGUCCAUCAUGUUCCGGAUCGCAAAGCCGGAGAAUUUCAUGCUUGUCUCCCCGAGUCGGAAGCAAGUCGGCCAGCAAAAUGCUCUUGAGUGCUUACCAUUGGUGAUGGAGCCCCAAAGCGCCUUUUACAGUAGCCCCCUGGUUGUUCUUGAUUUCCAGAGUCUCUAUCCAAGCAUCAUGAUCGCAUACAAUUACUGCUAUUCAACGUUCUUGGGGCGCAUCACAGACUGGCGAGGUAAGAGCAAGAUGGGCUUCGCCGAGUACAGACGACAGGACGGGCUGUUGAGCUUGCUGGCGAAGCACAUCAACGUCGCGCCCAAUGGCAUGAUGUAUGUGAAAGCCGAGGUCCGUAAGUCCCUACUCGCCAAGAUGUUGACGGAAAUUCUGGAGACAAGAAUCAUGGUCAAGAGCGGAAUGAAGCAGGAUCGGGAUGACAAGACUCUGCAGCGGCUGCUGAACAAUCGACAGCUUGCGCUGAAGCUGCUCGCCAACGUGACCUAUGGUUACACGUCGGCCUCCUUUUCGGGUCGAAUGCCGUGCUCGGAGAUUGCGGAUAGCAUUGUGCAGACUGGUCGCGAGACUCUGGAGAGGGCCACUGCGUACAUACAUUCGGUGGAGCGAUGGGGCGCUGAAGUGGUUUACGGCGAUACUGAUAGCCUUUUCGUCUACCUCAAGGGCCGAUCCAGGGAUGAGGCCUUUGUCAUAGGACAGGAGAUUGCUCAAGCCAUCACGGAAAGGAACCCUAAGCCAGUCAAGCUCAAGUUUGAAAAAGUCUACCAUCCUUGCGUUCUCCUCGCCAAGAAACGCUACGUCGGGUACAGGUACGAGAGCAAGGAUCAGGCCAAGCCCGAGUUCGAUGCCAAAGGCAUAGAAACUGUACGCCGCGACGGGACUCCUGCAGAGCAGAAGAUCGAGGAGAAGGCUCUGAGACUACUGUUCGAAACGGCGGACCUGAGCCAAGUCAAGGAUUACUUCCAGGAACAGUGCAGGAAGGUGAUGAGUGGUCGAGUGUCGAUCCAGGACUUUUGCUUUGCCAAGGAGGUUCGCCUAGGAUCCUAUUCAGAGCAUGGCCUACCACCUGCUGGGGCCAUGAUUAGCGCGAGAAAGAUGCUACAAGACUCGAGGGCAGAGCCGCAGUACGGCGAACGGGUGCCCUAUGUGGUGGUUACGGGAGCGCCGGGCGCUCGGCUCAUCGACCGGUGUGUCUCGCCGGAGGAGCUUCUUCGCAACCCUCACUGGCAGCUGGAUGCGGACUAUUACAUCACCAAGAAUCUGAUACCUCCCCUGGAGCGGAUAUUCAACCUCGUCGGCGCCAACGUGAGACAGUGGUAUGAGGCGAUGCCCAAAAUCCGGCGGAUCCAGCGAACCAAGGGGCACGGCCACAAGAAGCGGACUCUGGAGGCGUAUAUGCAUUCGAUUAACUGCUUGGUUUGUGGCAGAAAGGUUGUCAGCUCUGCGGAGAUGUCGUUGUGCAGCUUCUGCUACGCCAAGGCGCCAGACUCGUUGCUGACGCUGCAAUCGAAGCUGGUGGCGGUGGAGCGCAAGUACGACGAAAUGAAGCGCAUCUGCCAAGGCUGUGAAGGACUCGGCCCACUGGAAGAGGUUGCGUGUGACAGCCAUGACUGCCCCGUGUUCUGGACUCGCACAAGGCUGAGAAGCAAGAUGCAUCACGAGCAAGUAGUGACGGAGCCCCUAAUCGAUGAGUUGCACGCCAGCAUGGAAGACCUUUCACUGGACUGGUAG
Molecule: messenger RNA, 4791 nt
Organism: Trichoderma reesei QM6a
Lineage: Eukaryota; Fungi; Ascomycota; Sordariomycetes; Hypocreales; Hypocreaceae
Product: zeta catalytic subunit of dna polymerase
Exons: 2
Coding region: 1-4791 (1596 amino acids)
Biological process (GO): error-prone translesion synthesis; double-strand break repair via homologous recombination
Cellular component (GO): zeta DNA polymerase complex; nucleus
Molecular function (GO): DNA binding; DNA-directed DNA polymerase activity; nucleotide binding
Source: RefSeq, a predicted model, not a curated record